AUGUGCCACACACUCCAAACCCUCCACAAUCCAUGCCGCCACACCCUCACAACCGUGCACCCCUGCACAGCAUCAACAGGUUACCUCCUCCCAAGCUUCCUAUCCUCUGUCUUCGCACCGCCGCGAUGCAUCCGCACUUCUGAAACGACGGUAUCGGCCAAUUUCUGUCCAAAAUGCGAUGAGUUUUGGAGUGAUCAAGGGAUCGGAGGGGAGGAAGCCAGGGAAAGGGUCGUGGGGUGGAGGAGGAGGAAUGCGUGGGAGGGGGCGAUGAGACCGGCUGUGGGGGAGGCGGAGGGGUUUGUUAGCUUUCUCAAAGAAGAAGAGGGUCACGGCUGGAGGCAGGACAGAACGAGCCAAGAUAGUGAUCGGGUUGACGAUAGUCACCCACAGCAGGGCGACCUUGAUACCUUCUUGGCAUCCGAUCUACGACCGUCUACCGACCGGGAGAACCAUCGGAGUUCUGGCGAAAGAUUGGAGGGGGGCAGAGAAGAGGGGUCGAGGUCGAGGAGGAGUUCGGUGUCUUCGACGUGCACGCUCUGGCCUGGCCCCGUCCCUCACAGAUCGCCGUCAUCUCGGUCCCAACCUCGAUCACCCAGUUCCAGUUCCACGGAGACACUCUUCCGCGCUCCCAGCGCCGAAGGAGCAGAUCUCGGCACUCGACGCCUCGACAGCCUUGCCCUGGUCCAGCUUGACGAGAAUGCGCAAGAGAUGGAACAUGCUGUCCCUCCGCCGACAUGGCCGGUGCAAGAUGGCUUGAUCCAUCCUGAUGCUUUUGAGUUGGACGAGUGGGAAAACGAGCUGCCUGGCCCGGGUAAUGUCGAGAGUUUUGAGAGACAAGAACUCUUUAAGCUCGUGGGCGCAAUUCCGGGAGAGAAGCCACAGGGCAGAAAGCUGGUGUGA
This is a messenger RNA of Hyaloscypha bicolor E, 900 nucleotides long. RefSeq lists its product as uncharacterized. The transcript has a single exon. NCBI's taxonomy places the organism in Eukaryota, Fungi, Ascomycota, Leotiomycetes, Helotiales, Hyaloscyphaceae. Bases 1 to 900 code for a protein of 299 amino acids. The record is from RefSeq and is a predicted model, not a curated record.